Molecule: messenger RNA, 652 nt
Organism: Pseudovirgaria hyperparasitica
Lineage: Eukaryota; Fungi; Ascomycota; Dothideomycetes; Acrospermales; Acrospermaceae
Exons: 1
Coding region: 27-425 (132 amino acids)
Source: RefSeq, a predicted model, not a curated record
GAAAAUUAUACAUAGAUGGAUAUAACAUGCCUAGUGCUAAUGUAGUUCUAUAUUUGUAUAAGGUAUGCUGUCUCAGUCCCUUAUUUGGCACCUUCUUUCUUGUCCUUAUGCCUAGCCACAAUGAACUUUGGCUCACAUCCGAAGAGACGUCUGUACUGUUGAUCAUCUUUGUAUAUAAGGCGCAUGGGUUUUAUCCUGACGUUAAGGUUCUUCACUAUUGCCUUACUGCUGCUGCUGCUGCUGCUACUCCCCAUCGUCCUGCUACUGCUUGUUUCAGCCGCACUACUUCGAAUUUUGGCAGCGGGCGGUCUGGUUUUCUUGUGAGACACAAGGUUUUGGUCUUGAGACUCCUUAGAUCCCUUGGGAUCUCCAUUCUUACUGCCUUGAGAUUCUGCUUGCUGGUUCGGCAUUAUAAAGGGCGAUAAAGAAUCCAAUGAUAUAAGUUUAGUGUCGUAAAGUGUUCUUCUUGCUCAAACUCGAGGUCGAUGGCUAGAAUAUGGUAAGUAACAUAGAGCUAUAUGUGAUAACUUCAACUAGAACUGAUACUCAAUAUAGGAGGUCGUACUCGAUAGUCCGGAUUUGGUAGUCUAGUAGUGUCGGUCUAGAGGGUCUGUUGUUGCACAGCGAGAGAGACUCCACAUCCACCUUGGGG